This is a messenger RNA of Amphiprion ocellaris (clown anemonefish), 3200 nucleotides long. RefSeq names its product e2f-associated phosphoprotein (gene eapp). Gene Ontology annotation, biological process: positive regulation of cell population proliferation. Gene Ontology annotation, cellular component: nucleus. The transcript has 6 exons. NCBI's taxonomy places the organism in Eukaryota, Metazoa, Chordata, Actinopteri, Pomacentridae. The record is from RefSeq and is a predicted model, not a curated record. The coding region runs from base 81 to 956 and encodes 291 amino acids.
CGGAAGUUGUUUAAGCCGCUUGUCGCUAACCCGUUAGUAUCUCAUGUUUUCGUAACUCGGACGUUUUCCAAAUAUUCAAAAUGAACAAACUGAAUAAAUCACAGGAUUUUGACUCGUAUGAAAUCGAGGAGCCGAGCGACGAGGAGCGAGCAGAAAGCAGCUCAGAAGAUGAGCUGGAUGUUCUGCUGAACGGGACUCCGGACCAGAAGAAGAAGCUGAUUAGAGAGUAUCUGACCGGGGAGAGCGAGUCGUCCAGCGAGGGCGAGUUUGAGAAAGAGAUGGAGGCAGAACUGAGCUCCACCAUGAGGACCAUGGAGGGAACCUGGAGACCAGCAGCAGAAACCUCAGGAGGAGGAGGAGGAUGUUCUGGUUCUGGGCUUCCAAACCCUCGGAUGUACGAUAAAGUUUACUUUAACUCAGACUCAGAGGAAGAAGACGCGGCAGGCAGCUCCAGCGGUCGGAGGCGGAGCCAGCGGAUGAUCCUGACCAAUGACGAGUUGCUGUACGACCCAGAUGAGGACGAACGGGACCAGGCAUGGGUGGACGCCCGGAGGAGAGCGUACAACAGGAAGCGACCGGCGGCGGCGCUUCAAUCUCAGCCUCAACCACAUCAGGGUUUACCGAGCAGCGACGCCGUCCUCAACUGUCCCGCCUGCAUGACCACACUCUGCCUCGACUGUCAGAGACAUGAGAAGUACCGGACUCAGUACCGAGCCAUGUUUGUGAUGAACUGCACGGUGAAGAAGGACCAGGUUCUGAGGUACAAGAACCAGGAGGACAGGAAGCAGAGGAGGAGGAAGAGGAGGAAGGACCAAACUCCCGACCCGACGCCGGCCGGGAUGGAGGCCGAUGAGCUCUACCACCCGGUGCAGUGCUCCCAGUGCUCCACUGAGGUGGCUGUGUUGGACCAGGACGACGUCUACCACUUCUUCAACAUCCUGGCCAGCCACUGCUGACACCACACGGACCUCCUUCAUCUCCUCAGCCUGGUCUGAAGCUGCUGAAGUCUGGAGUCUAAUAAGAACCAACCAGAGCUGCAGCAGGUCGACUCAAAAAUGUUCAAGAGGUGGAAAUAUUAAAAUGUUGGUGGACUGAAAUCAUCUUCAAAUAAAUCAUGAAUAACUCAUGAAUCAUUAAAGCAACAAAAACGAUACAAAAUGAUAGAAAUGAGACACAAAACAACAGAAACGAGACACAAAAUGACAGAAACAACAAAUCACAAAAACGAGACAAAAAAAAUGACAGAAAUGAGACAUAAAAUGAGACAAAAAGUGACAAAUCAAGACACAGGUGGACUGAAGUCAUCUUCAGUCAAUCAUCAGUAGAUGUUCCAGAUGUUCCUCUAAGUUCUACCUGCAGAUGAUCAGCCUGAAAGAACCAGAAACCAGCAGAACCAGCAGCAGAUGAAACCACUGGAAGCUGCUUAGUUUCUGUUUAAAUGAUUUCUAAAAUAUAGCAGAACUACUGAGGAAUGGAACAGUUAUCUGCUGGUUCCAGAUGAUCCAGAUGUUGGUUGUUGAGCUGCUGUUAGUAAACUUUAAUCCACUUUUUGUCCAUCGGUUUGAACUAAACACAGGAACACUGACGACUCCAGUUAUCUUGAUAAAGAACAUUUAUUUAAAAAACUCUUGUAUUGUGGGUUUAUUUCUUUUUCUUUCUUUUUAUUUUUUAACAAACAUAUUUUCAAUAAAACUUUGGGUCAUUUCAUCUCAAACAGGCAAAUAUUUAGAACAAUUUCUGCUCGAUCAUCUCUGAUAUGUAUAUAUUUGAUAUAUACAGACCUGAUCAAAAUCUUAAGAUCAGUUGAAAAAUAGCUAGAAUUUACCUUUUGCACGUUUGGAUCUUAAUGAGGUUUUAAGUAGAGCUACAAUAUGCAAAAGCAAGAAGGGGGAGUGAGACAAAAAGCACUUUGAAAAAGUAAUUUAUUGAAAACAACAAGUAAACUGAAAUAGGCUGUUUAUCAGCUGAUCAAAAGUUUAAGACCAUUGCUUAAAAAAUGACAAAAAACUCUCCAAACCAGAACAAAAAAUUUUCUCAGUAGGACUCAGUAAUGAGUAGCUCCACCGUUCUUGUUAAUCCCUUCAAAAAUGGGUUUGGGCAUGCUUGAUGCGAGUGUUUCCAGGAGGCUGGUGGGAACAUUGCUCCAAGUGGUGAAGAUGGCUUCACGAAGGGCAUCAACUGUCUGGAACUGAUGGUCAUUUUUAUAAACUUCUCUUGCCAUCCAUCCCCAAAUGUUCUCUAUGGGAUUUAAAUCAGAGGAACAUGCGGGAUGGUCCAAAAGAGUGAUGUUAUUCUCCCUGAAGAAGUCCUUGGUCAAGCGAGCAUUGUGAACUGCAGCGUUGUCCUGUUGAAAAACCCAGCUGUUACCACACAGACGAGGGCCCUCAGUCAUGAGGGAUGCCUGCUGCAACAUCUGCACGUGACCAGCCGUCGUUUGACGACCUGCACCACCUGAAGCUCCAGUGUUCCACUGAAUGAAAAAGCACCCCAGAUCAUGAUGGACCCCCCCCUCCACUGUGCCGGGUAGAAAACAUCUCAGGUGGGAUCUCCUUGUCAUGCCAGUAACGUUGGAAGCCAUCUGGACCGUCAAGGUUAAAUUUUUUCUCAUCAGAGAAUAAAACUUUUUUCCACCUUUCACUGUCCCAUGUUUGAUGCUCCCUGGCCAAGUCUAAACGGGGCAGUUUUGUGGUGUUGUAGGAGACGAGGUCUUUGAAUUCGUUUUUUGUUUUUGAAACCCUUUUCCCGUAGAUGCCGUCUGAUGGUUAUUGCGCUGCAGUCGGCACCAGUAAGGGCCUUAAUUUGGGUUGAGGACCGCCCUGUGUCUUGACGGACAGCCAAUCGGAUCCUCCGGCUCAGCGCAGGUGUAAUUUUUUUGGGUCUACCACUUGACUUUUUUGUUCCAUAAUGCUCAGGAUCUUUCAAAAAAUCUAGAAUGACUGUCUUACUGCGUCCAACCUCAGCAGCAAUGGCAUGCUGCGAGAGGCCUUGCUUAUGCAGCUCGACGAUCCGACCACGUUCAAGAAGAGAAAGGUUCUUAGCUUUAGCCAUCAGGAGGGCAUGACCGUGUGAAUGCCUGACAGAAGAUGAGAAUUUUGAGCAGAUUUGGGCUUUUAUAGCCUGUGGUCUUAAACUUUUGAUCAGCUGAUAAACAGCCUAUUUCAGUUUACUUGUUGUUUUCAAUAAAUUACUUUUUCAAAGUG